Molecule: messenger RNA, 1502 nt
Organism: Daldinia decipiens
Lineage: Eukaryota; Fungi; Ascomycota; Sordariomycetes; Xylariales; Hypoxylaceae
Product: Aldo/keto reductase
Exons: 2
Coding region: 178-1263 (361 amino acids)
Source: RefSeq, a predicted model, not a curated record
GGAGGGUAACUGGAGCAUAUCAAAGUAACCUUUAAUAUUUAUAUUAUAUACUAUAUACGUUAGGUAUAUAAUACCUAAGAUCGGCUAGAAAGGAGCAUCGACUGCUUCUCACCAUCAAUUAACAUUUGCUAAAACAUCCUGACCUGUUAUACUGCUCGAGCUUUGAUCAUAUUCACUAUGUCUACUACUACCCUUCCCUUAUCUUUAAAGGAGUCUCUAGACAACACCAAAGUCGAAUACCGUCGACUCGGUACCAGUGGUCUAAAGAUAUCAGUCCCUAUAUUCGGGUGCAUGAGUUUUGGUGAUACUAAAGCGCAAUCAUGGGCUCUCGACGAAGCAGAUGCUCUGCCUCUACUUAAGGCCGCCUACGAUAAAGGCUUAAACACCUGGGACACAGCUAAUGUCUACUCUCAAGGCGCCAGCGAAGUUAUCGUGGGGAAAGCUCUCAAGAAAUACAAUAUUCCGCGAGAGAAGGUCAUCAUCGCAACCAAGUGCUUCUGGGCCGUCGGUGAAACCCCUGACGUCCGUCAUUACGUCUGCGGGGAAGCCGUCAACAGCUCCAAGGACUACGUCAACCAGUACGGGCUAUCCCGCGCCGCCAUCUUCAACGCCGUGAACGCUUCCCUGAAGCGCCUAGACACGGAGUACAUCGACCUACUCCAGAUCCACCGCUUCGACCCCAACACUCCUAUCGAAGAGACCAUGAAGGCGCUCGACGACCUCGUUCAGUCGGGCAAGGUGCGCUAUAUAGGGGCUAGCUCGAUGUGGGCGGUUAACUUCGCGCGGAUGCAGUUCGUCGCGGAGAAGAACGGCUGGACUAAGUUCAUUUCCAUGCAGAAUCACUAUAACCUGCUGUAUCGCGAGGAGGAGCGUGAGAUGAACCGCUUCUGCAACGACACCGGCGUCGGCCUGAUCCCCUGGGCGCCGCUAUGCCGCGGUCACCUCGCGCGCGCGCCCGCGGACUUCGGCUCCACGGAGCGCAGCAAGCUCGAGAAGGACACCUCGCCGGGUUCGCACGGGACCGUCGAGCCCGACCUAACCAUCAUCAAGCGUGUGCAGGAGAUCGCCGAUAAGCGAGGCUGGAAGAUGUCGCAUGUAGCGCUCGCCUGGAUCAACAAACGAGUCUCUAGCCCCAUCAUCGGCUUCUCGAGCAUAGCUCGGAUCGACGAGGCCCUUGGUGCGAAGGGCAAGGCCCUGACGGAUGAGGAGGAGAAGUACUUGGAAGAGCUGUACCAGCCGAAGCAGAUUUCUGGCCAUGCUUAGGCGUGAUGUACGUAUGGGAGCUUGUAUAUGCGUCGGUAUUGGUGCUAUGGAAAGCUUGCGUGGUAUAAGCGCGGGUUGAACGCACGCUGGUUGGAAUAUGUAAAGUAUUAAGGGUAGAACAUGGUUAUAUAAAGCUACCUACUUAGGUACGGUCUGGUUUUGACUAUCAAUUUAUGUUUACGUGAAACUACAUUAUAUUUUACUUGCGUAUAGUAGGAUAUUAUAUUCAUCUAUAGCAG